CAUCAUUCAACUCUGUGAGUGAGGAGAGAACACACCACAGAGAAUGGUUGUGAGAGGGGUAACCCUAUACCUUUUGCUUGGUUAUCUCAUCAAAGCAGGUGCUACCUCCACCUGUGCUAAUAAAGUGUGUCUGAGAUGUAACACCACAACAACAGGGGCAGACCCUUGUGAACUCUGCAAUGCAACACAGUGCAUCAGUGAUGUUCCAUCAAACUGCACAACAGGUAACCUCUUACCAAACACAUUAAGUAACAAUCAUCUGAUUACCUUACACUAUCACAGUUGUGUUAUUCCCCUCAAAUAUGAACCCUGCCCAUCAGGCUUUCAGGUUUCUAUCAGCAGCAAUGAUUCCAAACUUGUGGAGGGCGACGACCUCAUUCUAACAUGUGUCCAUAACCUUCCCGAUGUGAAUCAUACAUUUGGGUGGAAGAUUAAUGGAGUCACAAUUCAGGACCAGAACGAAAGUGAGCUGCAUGACAAAAAGGUGUUGUCAAACAAAGCAGGCACGUACAUCUGCUUCAUGGAGAACUUGUGUGGCAAUUAUCAGUCUCUGCCACAUGUUGUCACUGUAGAGAACAAUUCGCUGUUGUUACUGGUGGUUUGUGGUGUUUCCGCUCUGGUCCUGGUCUUGGUUAUGGGGCUGGUUAUGAAGUUCAAGCUGAAAAGAGACAACGCUAAACACAGAGAGAGGAUGAGGCAGAAGGCCACCUUGGAGCAGAGGGCCGCUGCUUUCACACCAAGAGAAUCCUAAACGACAACCAGUCUAUUAACCUUAGAUCUAGAGCAGCCAUAUUGUUUCAUCGUUUGUUGUUGUUGUAUUUGAUGCAUGAAUAAAACCCAUUUAAUCUCUGUC
Molecule: messenger RNA, 853 nt
Organism: Gymnodraco acuticeps
Lineage: Eukaryota; Metazoa; Chordata; Actinopteri; Perciformes; Bathydraconidae
Exons: 7
Coding region: 44-751 (235 amino acids)
Source: RefSeq, a predicted model, not a curated record